UACUUCUCCUAUAACUAAUCUCCAUACUAAUUCCAUAAUCAAUAAGACAAGAAUAGUAAUAUCUCACCCUCCGUCUCGUUUUCUCCUUCACCUUCCACAUUAAUUAGAUAAUGAAUACUAAUCUCGGUUUAAACAUCAUCACUCUAGUGACGCUAUUGAUAAAUUUAACCCCGGCCUUAGUCAAAUCAGAGGAAGGCAUUGAUGUCCUUUUACCCAUAUCACUCAACCUCACCGUCCUAACCGAUCCCUUCUCCAUCUACACCGCUUCUCACGACUUCGGUAACAUCACCGACCAAAACCCCGGCGCUGUCCUCUGCCCUUCCACCCCCGCAGAGGUCGCCCGUCUCCUCCGAUUCUCUUACGGCGGGGACUCAACCAGCACCUCACCGGGUUUCACGGUGGCUGCUCGCGGCCAAGGCCACUCUCUUCGUGGCCAAGCCUCCGCACCUGGCGGUAUAGUCGUGAACAUGACGUGUCUCGCCAAGGCCGAUAAACCAGCGGCAGUUGUUGUCUCAGCCGAUGGGACUUACGCUGACGUGGCGGCAGGGACGAUGUGGGUGGAGGUUUUCGAGGCGGCGGUGCAGAGAGGCGUAUCGCCGGUUACUUGGACGGAUUAUUUGUUUCUCAGCGUCGGCGGGACGUUGUCGAACGCUGGAAUCGGUGGUCAGACCUUUAGACACGGCCCUCAGAUUAGUAACGUUCAUGAGCUGGACGUUAUUACCGGAAAAGGUGAAAUGGUGACUUGUUCUCCACAGCUAAACCCUGAAUUGUUCUAUGGAGUUUUAGGUGGUUUGGGUCAAUUUGGUAUUAUAACGAGAGCCAGAAUUGCGUUAGGUCAUGCACCAACAAGGGUCAAGUGGUUACGCAUACUCUACAGUGACUUCUUGGCUUUUACAAGAGACCAAGAGCGUUUAGUAUCAAUGGCCAAUCAUUUUGGAGUUGACUUUUUGGAAGGUCAACUGAUGAUGUCAAACGGUAUCGUAGACACCUCUUUUUUCCCACUCUCCGAUCAGAUAAGAGUCGCCGAUCUUGUGAAUGACCACCGUAUCAUCUAUGUUCUUGAAGUAGCCAAGUAUUAUGAUAGUACCACCCUUCCCAUCAUCACUCAGCUGAUUGACAUAUUAAGUAGAACUCUAAGUUUCACUCCCGGGUUCAUGUUCAUGCAAGAUGUUCCUUAUUUCGAUUUCUUGAACCGUGUCCGAAAUGAAGAAGAUAAACUUAGGUCUUUAGGGUUAUGGGAAGUUCCUCAUCCAUGGCUUAACAUCUUCGUCCCGAGAUCUCGAAUACAAGAUUUUCAUAAUGGUAUUAUAAAAGAUCUUCUUCUCAACCAAACCUCAACUUCUGGUGUUACUCUCUUCUAUCCCACAAACCGAAACAAAUGGAACAACCGCAUGUCCGCGAUGAUACCGGACGAAGAUGUUUUUUAUGUGAUCGGAUUUCUGCAAUCAGCUGGUGGAUCACAUAAUUGGCAAGACCUCGAAAUUCUCAAUAACAAGAUAAUCCAGUUUUGCGAUAACUCGGGCAUUAAGAUUAAAGAAUAUUUGAUGCAUUACACUAGAAAAGAAGAUUGGAUAAAGCAUUUUGGAGCAAAAUGGAGCGAUUUCUUGAGGAGGAAAAUGAUGUUUGAUCCCAAAAAGCUAUUGUCUCCGGGACAAGACAUUUUCAAUUAACUUAUAUACAGUGUAUCUUAAAUAAACUUUUUAAUUAAAUUUAGAACGUUUCAUAACAUGCGCCAAAGACAU
Messenger RNA from Thlaspi arvense, 1742 nucleotides. The record is from the annotation of a GenBank genome assembly. Lineage: Eukaryota; Viridiplantae; Streptophyta; Magnoliopsida; Brassicales; Brassicaceae.